UUGCGGGGUUUUGUGUGAUUUAUUUUGGUGGUUUUGUGGUUUUUUUGUCCGUAUUUCUGUGUUUCCACACGUGUUUUCCCGGCUCGCAGCAGUGGUGGUGGAUAUCGCAGCCAAACGGGGCCGCUUUUCCGGAGGUUGUUGUGUAUCCCCUCAUCCGUGUUUUGUGUCUCUCCUCAGGAAAAAGUUUGGGCUCUGCUCGAAUCUUGGGCCGGAUCCUGGAAAAAACUGAAAUGGUGCCUGUAAAAGCAGCGAAAUCCUCUCUCGUUGUGCCCCCCGCGCAUCUGCUCCUGGAGUAAUUUCCUGUGCGGGUUUGGGACCUGGAGUGGGGUAAAAAUGCCUGAGAUCAAAGUCACCCCCUUGGGUGCUGGGCAGGACGUGGGCAGGAGCUGCAUCCUGGUGUCCAUCGCUGGCAAGAACGUGAUGCUGGACUGUGGCAUGCACAUGGGCUACAACGACGAUAGGCGCUUCCCUGACUUCUCCUACAUCACCCAGAACGGCAGGCUGACUGAUUUCCUGGACUGUGUCAUCAUCAGCCACUUCCACCUGGACCACUGUGGGGCUCUGCCCUAUUUCAGUGAGAUGGUGGGCUAUGAUGGCCCCAUCUACAUGACCCACCCCACCAAGGCCAUCUGCCCCAUCCUGCUGGAGGACUACAGGAAGAUCACCGUGGACAAGAAAGGGGAGACCAACUUCUUCACCUCGCAGAUGAUCAAGGACUGCAUGAAGAAGGUGGUGGCUGUGCACCUCCACCAGACUGUGCAGGUGGAUGAGGAGCUGGAGAUCAAGGCUUACUACGCAGGCCACGUGCUGGGAGCUGCCAUGUUCCAGAUCAAGGUUGGCUGUGAGUCCGUGGUCUACACUGGUGAUUAUAACAUGACACCAGACAGACACUUGGGGGCUGCCUGGCUGGACAAGUGCCGCCCUGACCUGCUGAUCACCGAGUCCACCUACGCCACCACCAUCCGCGACUCCAAGCGCUGCCGGGAGAGGGAUUUCCUCAAGAAGGUGCACGAGACCGUGGAGAGAGGGGGCAAGGUUCUCAUCCCAGUGUUUGCCCUUGGCCGUGCCCAGGAGCUCUGCAUUCUGCUGGAGACCUUCUGGGAGCGGAUGAACCUGAAGGCCCCCAUCUAUUUCUCCACGGGGCUGACGGAGAAGGCCAACCACUACUACAAACUCUUCAUCACCUGGACCAACCAGAAGAUCAGGAAAACCUUUGUGCAGAGGAACAUGUUCGAGUUCAAGCACAUCAAAGCCUUCGACAGAGCCUUCGCUGACAACCCCGGGCCCAUGGUGGUGUUUGCAACCCCUGGGAUGCUCCAUGCAGGACAAUCCCUGCAGAUCUUCAGGAAAUGGGCAGGGAAUGAGAAGAACAUGGUGAUCAUGCCUGGCUACUGUGUCCAGGGCACUGUGGGCCACAAGAUCCUCAGUGGGCAGAGGAAGCUGGAGAUGGAAGGAAGACAAAUUCUGGAGGUGAAGAUGCAGGUGGAGUACAUGUCCUUCAGUGCCCACGCCGAUGCCAAGGGCAUCAUGCAGCUGAUCCGGCAGGCCGAGCCCAGGAACGUGCUGCUGGUGCACGGCGAGGCCAAGAAGAUGGAGUUCCUGAAGCAGAAAAUCGAGCAGGAGUUCCUGACCCCCUUGGAGCUGGAGUUUUUGCUGCUGUUCCCUCUGCAGAUGUCAGCUGCUUCAUGCCGGCCAACGGAGAGACCACCACCAUCCUCACCAACCCCUGCAUCCCCGUGGACAUCUCCCUGGGCCUGCUCAAGAGGGAAACUGCCACAGAGUUUCAGGCUGGUUUCCCCCGAGCAGGCCCUGAAGGAGCUGGGGCUGGCCGAGCACCAGCUGCGCUUCACCUGCCGCGUGCACAUCCAGGACCCGCGCAAGGAGCACGAGACCGUGCUCAGGGUCUACAACCACCUCAAGGGGGUGCUGAAGGAUUACUCGGUGCAGCACCUCCCUGAUGGCUCCAUCACCGUGGAGUCCAUCCUGAUCCAGGCCACGGCUCACUCCGAGGACCAGGCCACCAAGGUCCUGCUGGUCUCCUGGACCUACCAGGUGGGAAUUCCUCAUUUCCAAUCCCAAUCCCUCCAUCCCAAACCUCCCUCUCUGCUCUCCUGGACCUACCAGGUGGGAAUUCCUCAUUUCCCUCCACCCCAAUCCCUCCCUGCUGGUCUGGACCUACCAGGUGGGAAUUCCUCAUUUCCAAUCCCAAUCCCUCCAUCCCAACUCUCCCUGCUGUCUCCUGGACCUACCAGGAUGAAGAGCUGGGCAGUUUCCUGACCUCCCUGCUGAAGAAGGGGCUGCCCCAGAGCCCCCCCUGAGAGCCCCCCCAGCCAGGUUUAAUUUGAUUAUUUUGAUUUUCUUCACAUCCUCGGUGCUUUUUUCUGCUCGGUUUUAAUAAAAGAAUUCCAGGGUUUGUCCAA
Molecule: messenger RNA, 2420 nt
Organism: Serinus canaria (Common canary)
Lineage: Eukaryota; Metazoa; Chordata; Aves; Passeriformes; Fringillidae
Gene: INTS11
Product: integrator complex subunit 11
Exons: 17
Coding region: 334-2277 (647 amino acids)
Biological process (GO): snRNA processing
Cellular component (GO): nucleus
Source: RefSeq, a predicted model, not a curated record